AUGAAACUUCAGACCGUCAUUGUUGCCCUCGCCGCUCUGCUGGUGCCCAUACAGUGUGCUGGAGUAGACUUUGGCAUGGGAUACGAGAGCUCUGGCUUCUUGACCGCCGACUUCACCACGAAGGCCUGCGCCCAGACUGGCGGCGCGAUCGUUUAUGGCAGGAAGGGCAACCAGAAGUGCUGCGAAUUCCCCGAUGCCCGCAAAGAUGUUUUUGACUACCGUUGCAAGGGACAAUCGGCGGAUGCCAAGUAUUACGUCUACCGCCCUGUUGCCAAGGCGUGCUAG
This is a messenger RNA of Phytophthora sojae, 285 nucleotides long. RefSeq lists its product as hypothetical. The record is from RefSeq and is a predicted model, not a curated record. Lineage: Eukaryota; Oomycota; Peronosporomycetes; Peronosporales; Peronosporaceae. The transcript is spliced from 2 exons. Bases 1 to 285 code for a protein of 94 amino acids.